Messenger RNA from Penicillium griseofulvum, 831 nucleotides. RefSeq names its product dienelactone hydrolase family protein. NCBI's taxonomy places the organism in Eukaryota, Fungi, Ascomycota, Eurotiomycetes, Eurotiales, Aspergillaceae. The transcript has 3 exons. The coding region runs from base 1 to 831 and encodes 276 amino acids. Gene Ontology annotation, molecular function: hydrolase activity. The record is from RefSeq and is a predicted model, not a curated record.
AUGUCGUGCCCAGAUUGUUUUAGCGGUCAUGUUCACCAAGGCACGCCGCGUGGUGAAGUCACCUCUCUCCAUGGCUUACAAGCCUACACGACCAAACCACUAAAUGAUGUGCCUCACCGGGGCAUUAUCAUCAUAGUGCCCGAUGCCUUCGGCUGGGAGUUCGUGAACAACCGAAUACUGGCCGACAACUACGCCGAAAAGGGGAACUAUCUCGUUUAUCUUCCUGAAUUCAUGAACGGACAUGCGGCCCCUGCCAGUAUGAUGUCUUCCACAAAAGAGCUGCUUAAGACGAGUGGGUUGGUAACCUGGCUUAUGAAGCCAUACUAUCUAGCCUCAACACUGACUAAAAUUCUACCCUUCAAGUAUUACAAUACGUUCGGGGUAUCAUGGCCUAUCGUCAGGGACUUCUUCAAGUCCGUACGUGAGAACGAAGGCGCCGAGCUUCCUAUCUACGGAGCUGGUUUCUGCUGGGGUGGAAAGCAUAUCGUCAAUCUAGCUGCUGGGGCAGACAUUGCCUCGAAUGGUAAACCACUGCUUAAUGCUGGGUUUACGGGCCAUCCGAGUUUUCUCGAGAUCCCUAGUGAGAUUGAGAAGAUCAAUAUUCCUGUUAGUUUUGCGCUUGGGGACAAAGACAUGGUUGUGAAACCUGCACAAAUUGAGCAGAUCAAACAAGUCUUCGCCAGCACUUCUGGUGCUGGAAAAGGAGAAGUGGUGGUUUACGAGGGUGCCGGCCAUGGCUUUUGUGUCAGGGCUGAUCUUGUCCAGGACGAUGCGAGUAAACAGGCAGAUGAAGCGGAGAACCAGGCACUGGCCUGGUUCAAGAAGUAUUGA